AUGGUGUCCUUCAACAAGUUCUUCAAGUCGGUCUUCUUGGCCGUACUUUACGCCUCCGCUACCUCAGCGUCGCCGUUCCCUGGCAGUGCUAAACACGCCACCCACCGUGUACGCGAAGUCGGACGAGGACUCCAAGUCGAGACCUUCCACCCUCCUUCAUCCUUCGAGGCAUGUCACUCGCGGCCCUGGGAUGUGUUCGUCGAUGGUAUCGAUCACCCGCUGUCUAAACGUGACAACCCCGAUCUCGAGGAGUCUACUAUUGCCUUCGUCGAGUCCAAGCUCGGCGUAGCCAAGAAUGCCAUCUCCUUCAAGUCCGGCUUCACUGGCGAAACUGCUAAGCAUGCCUUCGUGAAGCAGAGCCACGACGGUAUCCCCUUCGCCAACGCUGUGGCCAACGUCGCCUUCAACAACGACAACAAGGUUGUCUCCUUCGGUUCUUCCUUCGUCAAGCCUGUCAAGAUUGCUUCCUCGACUCCCUCUGUGUCCGUGACUGACGCCAUUGCCAAGGCAGAGGAGCUCAUCGAUGGCCAGCACAACGACCACCCACCCACACUCGAGUUCCUCGCCCUACAAGACGGCUCCGUCGCACUCACCCACGUCAUCCAGAUCCAGAACGACGACACCGGUGCCUGGGUCGAGGCGUUCAUUGACGCCCACACUGGGGAACUUCAUUCCGUCACCGACUUCGUUGCGAAGGCUUCCUACCGUGUCCUUCCUAUCCAGAAGGAAAUCCUGACCCAGGGGUUCGAGACCUUGACCGACCCUCAGGAUCUCACCGCAUCCCCACAAGGAUGGCACAGCGACGGAACCACUACUACCACCACUACUGCUGGUAACAACGCCAUCGCCUUCAAAGGCUCGCAGUCUUCAGUCACCACCCAAUCAUCUGCUACGGACAACUUCAUCUUCACCCAGUCUGCUACCACCUCCCCCACCACGCAAGCUAACCUAGACGCCGCCCGCACCAACGCGUUCUACAUCGUCAACUCCGUCCACGAUAUUGCGUACAAGUACGGCUUCACUGAGUCUGCCUUCAACUUCCAGAACAACAACUUCGGGAAGGGUGGCGCUGGCAACGAUCGCGUCACCAUCUCUGUCCAAGAUGCCGCUGGGACCAACAACGCUGACUUCGCGACUCCCGCUGAUGGCCAAUCCGGCAGAAUGAGCCCCCAGCGCGAUGGCGCCCUCGAAAACGACAUCAUCGUUCAUGAGAAUACUCACGGCAUCACCAACCGAAUGACCGGUGGUGGAACCGGUAGAUGUCUCCAAACCACCGAAGCCGGUGGCAUGGGUGAAGGUUGGAGUGAUGCUAUGGCCGAAUGGACCGAGCACACUUCUGCAGCCUUCCCUGACUACGUGAUGGGUCAGUAUGUUACCAACGACGCCGGUGGAAUUCGUACACACCCAUACUCCACCUCCGCUACCGUCAAUCCCCUUCGGUACUCGACAAUCGCCACGUUGAACGAAGUUCACGAUAUUGGUGAGGUCUGGGCCAAUAUCCUUCACAACGUCCACGCGGCCCUCGUUGGCGUCCACGGCUUCUCUACCACUGCCCGCACCGACCCUACUGGCACCGCAGGAAACGUCGUCUUCUUACACCUCUUCAUCGACGCGCUGGCCCUUCAACCUUGCAACCCAACUCUUCCUACGGCUCGUGAUGCAUGGAUCCAAGCCGAUGUCAACCGAUUCGGUGGCACCAACUCGUGUACCCUCUGGCGAGCAUUCGCUAGCCGCGGCUUGGGUGUCGGUGCUGCCAACCACCGAGACUCGACCACCGUCCCCGCCGGCUGCUAA
Molecule: messenger RNA, 1794 nt
Organism: Pleurotus ostreatus (oyster mushroom)
Lineage: Eukaryota; Fungi; Basidiomycota; Agaricomycetes; Agaricales; Pleurotaceae
Exons: 14
Coding region: 1-1794 (597 amino acids)
Molecular function (GO): zinc ion binding; metalloendopeptidase activity
Source: RefSeq, a predicted model, not a curated record